GGUUCAGGUUGUUGGUAAUUUACCACCGUACAAAAUUCAGUACAAAAUGACAACUACAAAGGUUUAUCGUGAGAUAUGAGUUGCAAAAUAAGUGAAAACGAGGUGGCCCAAAUGGAAUACAAAAUCAAAAGGAACUGAAUUGGCUCAAUCAGUUUCGCAUCAAUUCUCAAAAUGUUGACAAUAAUAGCAUAUAUUACGAUCAGCGGAUUUGCGCUGCUUUAUGCUAUUCAUCACUUUUUUGGAAAUAGAGAUUUAUGUAAAAGAACAUCUCACAUCCACGGACCAAUAACAUUUCCUCUGAUUGGGUGUGCUUAUCUUUUCAUGGGAAAUGCUUCAUAUAUUUUGCUACAAGUUACAAAAUUGUGUUAUACUUAUGCCUCACCAUUUCGGGUGAUAGUUGGCCCUAAAGUAGCGGUUAUCAUUCAGGAUCCAGAGCAAAUUAAAACAGUUUUCCUUAGCUCUAAAACUACUGAGAAGAACGAGUUUUAUGAUUUCGGUAAAGCUUGGGCAGGCAAUGGCUUAAUUACUGCACCACGGUCAAUAUGGCGAGUUCAUCGAAAAUUAAUUCAACCAGCAUUUUCUACUAAAAUUCUGCAGUCAUUUAUUUCAAUUUUUCAAAAGACUUCGAGAUUAUUAACAGAAGAAUUUUCCGGGAAAGUUGGCCAACCAGAAUUUGAUGUGUAUCCUGACGUCUCUUUCACUUCUUUCCGUAACAUAUGUGAAACAUCAUUGGGGAUGCCUGUAACAGCAAAAACUAAAGAGAUUGAUCGAUUUUUGGAUGCGUCUGAAAGAGUAUUUGAAGCCAUAAUCAUAAGAGGAAUGAAUCCUUUGUUUCAUUUCGAUACAAUUUUCAAUAUGACCAAAAUUUCAAAAACAUUCUAUGAUGCUGUCGAAUUUUUAAUCACUUUCACACUGAACGUAAUUGAAAAGAGAAGAAUUCAUCUGAAAAGUGAAUCAUUUCAAAAUGAGGGUCAAGAUCGGAAAAAACCGUUUCUGGAUUUAAUGUUAGAAAUGGCAGACAAUGGACUUUUUACUGAGGACGAAAUUCGUGAGCAUGCUGACACGGUGAUAGAGGCUGGUUAUGAUACUGUAGGUCGUACGAACUGUUUCACACUGCUCAUGCUCGCUUCUCAUCCAGACAUACAAGAUAAAGUUUAUAAGGAACUUUAUGAAAUUUAUGGCUCUGAGAGCCCGGAUGAAACACCUGUUAAAUUAGAAGACUUAAAACAUAUGGAAUACUUGGAAAGAGUAAUUAAGGAAGUGAUGAGACUUUACCCUGCGGUGCCUCUACUUGGACGAAAGUUGCUGGAAGAUUUUCCCCUAGAUGGAUGCCUUUUACCAAAAGGUUGCGGAAUAGUGACGUCAAUAAUAGCACUUCACCGUGAUAAAAGAUAUUGGACCGAUCCAUUAAAGUUCAAUCCCGAUAGGUUUUUACCUGAAGGAGUUGAGAAACUAAUUCCAUACACUUAUAUGCCUUUCAGUUUGGGUCCAAGAGACUGUAUAGGACGUGUGUAUGCUAUGAUGUCCAUGAAGAUUCUGAUGGCUACUUUACUUCGUAAAUAUGUUUUAAUAAAGGAUAAAAUCACGCCAGUCGAGGACAUACAACUUAGAUUUGCUGUUAUGCUUGAACCUGCUAAGCCCAUAACUAUGAGAAUUGAAAAGAGAGUGAAAUAAUCUACUUACUUUUAUUUUCGCAAAUUCAUAUAGUUACUAUAGUCUUUAAAAUAAUUUAUGAUGAGUAGUUCUGUGAGUUGUUGUUUAUUUAAAUUUGAACGAAUAAAAAUUUUCACAUUUAUUGCAA
Molecule: messenger RNA, 1801 nt
Organism: Belonocnema kinseyi
Lineage: Eukaryota; Metazoa; Arthropoda; Insecta; Hymenoptera; Cynipidae
Product: cytochrome P450 4C1-like
Exons: 14
Coding region: 172-1674 (500 amino acids)
Molecular function (GO): monooxygenase activity; iron ion binding; oxidoreductase activity, acting on paired donors, with incorporation or reduction of molecular oxygen
Source: RefSeq, a predicted model, not a curated record